Molecule: messenger RNA, 1050 nt
Organism: Terrapene triunguis (Three-toed box turtle)
Lineage: Eukaryota; Metazoa; Chordata; Testudines; Emydidae
Gene: CD244
Product: CD244 molecule
Exons: 8
Coding region: 16-1050 (344 amino acids)
Biological process (GO): natural killer cell activation involved in immune response
Cellular component (GO): external side of plasma membrane
Molecular function (GO): MHC class I protein binding
Source: RefSeq, a predicted model, not a curated record
CCAGGUUGCAAAGAAAUGGAAGUGGCUGCAAUUGCAGGGGAAUCUGUCCAGUUACAGCCAGUGAAAUUACCAGAGCCUUGGGCAGAAAUGACCUGGGAGGUUACACUAGACUCAGCACAGACGUAUCGGAUUGUAACAUUUAAUAAAGGGGAACCCCCUGACCUUGGGUCAUCCCCACAUUUUAUCAACAGAGUCACUUUCCACCCUGAGAAUCUCUCACUGCAGAUUGAUCCAGUUAAGAAGUCAGACAGUGGCCUCUAUACUUUGCAAAUUGACAUUGGAGGAGGACGUGUCAACAUCACAAAGUUCCGUGUCUCUGUGUUUGAGCGAGUCCGGCAGCGAAACCUCACGGUGCUCUCUGCCCACCAGGAGCUCGGCCAGUGCAAUGUUACCCUGUCCUGCUCGGUGCCCGGCACUGACAGAGUCACCUACAGAUGGUCCCGAGGCACAUCCUGGAUCCCGUCUGACAGGGACCAUCAGCUCCCUGGGAAUCAAUCCCUACUGCACGUAGUGAUUAAUGCAGACAGCAGUGACAUCUUCUACCGAUGUAACGCUAGUAACCGAGCCAGCUGGGACACAGACACUUUAGAUAUCAAAUCAUUGUGCGACUCCCCAGCCACAGACUUUUUUCAGAAAGUCCCACUCUGGGCAAUUGUUGCUGCAGGGCUGGGGCUGCUGCUUCUGCUCACGGCGCUCACCCUUAUCUUCCUCUGCAAGCAUCGGAAGAAGCAACGCUCCUCCAAAGACGGUGACCCGCCCCUCACCAUCUAUGAGGAAGUGGAGGACGCCCGCCCCAGAAGAAACGCUAAUGGAAAUGCACAGAGCAGAAUUGUAGGAAACACCAUCUACGCUGAGAUCAACUGCAACCCACAAGUAGGAGACUUCACGGUGUACGCUGCUGUCCAGAGGCCUCCUUCUGUCAAGAGGAAGAAAAUCAACCCGUCCUUCAUCUCGACCAUCUACACAGAGGUUCAAGAAGCCCCUUCCAGACCCAGGCAUCCUCAAAAGCAGCGCUCAUCCUCACCUAAUCCUGGGCAUCUGUAUUCCUAG